Molecule: messenger RNA, 1332 nt
Organism: Ictalurus furcatus (blue catfish)
Lineage: Eukaryota; Metazoa; Chordata; Actinopteri; Siluriformes; Ictaluridae
Product: pyroglutamylated RF-amide peptide receptor
Exons: 6
Coding region: 1-1332 (443 amino acids)
Biological process (GO): G protein-coupled receptor signaling pathway
Cellular component (GO): membrane
Molecular function (GO): neuropeptide Y receptor activity
Source: RefSeq, a predicted model, not a curated record
AUGAACCUUACCUCAGAUUUGUUGGACGUGAUGCUGAAGGCAUCAAACCUCUCUCGGUGGCAGUUCAUCCAGCACUACUCCAUCCCACCUCUGGUGGCUGUGCCCAGGCUCCCAGCUGCCCUGCUACCAGUAUUUGGUCUGCUGUAUGUGCUCAUCUUCGGGCUCGCUGUGGUUGGAAAUGGGGCUGUGCUGGUUCUCUUGUGCCGUAGGAAAGCACUGCAGUCCCCAAGCACUUUCUACAUCUGUUCGCUGGCAUUCAGUGACCUUCUCAUUGGCAUUGUAUGUGUGCCUGCCUCACUGUUGCAGCACUUCUUUAAAAACUGGCUGGCAGGUGACUUCCUGUGCAAGCUGGUCCCCUUCCUCCAAGUGACUGCCAUAGCAACCAGCAUCCUGUCCAUGACUUGUAUCGCUGUAGAGCGUUUCCAGGGAAUCUUGUAUCCUCUUCAUGUUCGUAACAGCUACAUCCUUCACAGCUCCAUCAUGAUGCUCGUGGCUGUGUGGAUGGUCGCGCUGGCAGUUGCAGCGCCGAUGUGGUUUGUCCAGAAAGUAGAGGUGAAAUACGACUUCCUGUUUGAUGUUCACCACACCAGCUGUCUGGAGGUGUGGCCAAGCCAGCAGUGGAGGCAGAGUUACACCGUAUGCCUAUCAGUGAUGUUUUUUUUGGUCCCACUGGUGACCAUAGCCAUCCUGUAUGGGAAGAUCAUGAGGGAAUUGUGGGGCAAACACCGCAUUCACGAGGCUGUGUUCCAAACACUGCCAGGGUCUGAGAUCAACAAGAUCACCAGGAGGAAGAGGAGGGCAGUGAAGAUGAUGGCCACAGUGGUGCUUCUGUUCGGUGCUUGCUGGGCUCCAUUUCACCUUGUAUCACUGCUGCUGGACUAUGAAAAGCUGAACCUGGACCUGGAUUCAGAGUUUCUAUUGCUAAGCUUGGUGCAGAUCUUAGGCUUCAGCAACUCCGUGUGCAACCCAGUGGUCUAUGCUGCCCUCAACACCAACUUCAAGAGGGAUUUGCUGGCCCUGCUCACGCAGAGGUGUGUACUCUGCUUCCGGAGAAGGCAGAUCCGGGUCGGCGUCUCCGUCACGGAGCCGAGGAAUACCACCGAGAAGAUGGAGAGGAGAGCUGGGGUCCAGCCAUGGAGCAAAGUAGCUUGGGACACUGAAAAUAGUGUGGCACCAGUGACAAAUGGAGCAAGGUCCAAAUCCUUCAACCCAAUGAUCCUGCUUGGUGCCAUUUGGCCCAGUAACAACUCAGGCACCGUCAUUCUGAAUGUCACCGACCCCGUGCACAUGGAUGCUACCUAUCAGAAGACAGUGGGAAUUCCAAGUGGAUAA